AUGCUCCCGUCACUCUCGUCUUCUCACAGGCAAAUAGUCUUUGUCAUUCUGUUUCUUUGUCUCCUUGUGGUCAUUGACAGCAUGUUCUUUCCUUCGUUCAAGAGGGCAGCCCUCUUUGCGCUGCCUGUGGCAGUAGCCAACUCUCAGGCGACAACCGCCGCCUCGUCGGCGGUUGCCAGUNCCCUGUCAUCUACAUCGUCUGGCACCAUCGCAUCAGUCUUGUUGAACGGAACAUACACCACAUCCGAGCAGAGCACUGAACUUUCUAUUCAGANNUUCACACCCCAGUACACUCUCCCGGCUUCCAUCGAUUACGGCGCAAACUUGAUCCCCAAUGUCGAGGACCCAGAGGCCAAGGACGCGCAAGUCAUGUGCCCUGGUUACAAGGCCUCGAAUGUCGAGCACAACAAGUACGGCUUCACAGCCACUCUGAAUCUCGCCGGACAGGCUUGCAACGUCUACGGCACUGACGUUGAUGUCCUCAAUCUCACGGUUGCCUACCAGUCUGCCCACCGCCUGGCAGUCGAGAUUUCACCUGCCCACGUCACUGCAGAGAAUGCUAGUUGGUACAUCUUGCCUUCCGAGCAAGUGUACAAGCCUGAGCAGUCGGACGAGAACACCGAGGACAUUGAUCUUCAAUUCGUCUGGUCCAACGACCCUACUUUCAGUUUUGCUGUUCUGAGAAAGUCCACUGGCGAUGUCCUCUACUCUACCGAAGGCACCGUCCUGGUCUACGAGGACCAAUUCAUUGAGUUUGUCUCCACUCUGCCUGAAAACUACAACCUCGAAGGCCUGGGAGAGCGCCUUCACGGCCUCAGACUUGGCGACAACUUGACUGCUACCAUGUAUGCGGCCGACAAUGGUAACCCCAUUGAUCGUAACCUUUACGGAACCCACCCCUUCUACCUGGAUACCCGUUAUUACGAGAAGGAUCCCGAGACAAGUGCUUUGACUCUCCUGACUGGUAACGCAAGUACCAACGCCAGCUACAUCUCGUACAGCCACGGUGUUUACCUCAGAAACGCCCAUGGCCAAGAACCUAUCCUCAAUGCCGGAAAUAUCACCUACAGAACUCUCGGUGGAAGCAUCGAUCUUUACUUCUUCGACGGUCCCACCCCGGCUGAGGUCACCAAGCAAUAUCAGGCUGAAGCCAUCGGUCUUCCUGCUAUGCAGCAGUACUGGACUUUCGGUUAUCACCAAUGCCGCUGGGGCUACAAGAACUGGACUAUGAUGCAAGAUGUUGUUGAUAACUUUGCCAAGUUCAGCAUUCCUUUGGAGACCAUCUGGAACGGCAAGCAGUUUAUCGACGGUCUUCACAACAACAACCAACACUACAUUACCAUCGUCGACUCAGCUAUCUACAUUCCCAACCCUGACAACGCCACGGAUGCUUAUUCUGUCUAUUCAAUGGGUCACGACAUGGACGUGUUUAUGAAGAACCCUGAUGGAUCCGAAUACAUCGGGGCUGUCUGGCCCGGCUUCACCGUCUUCCCUGACUGGCAAGCUGCAAACGCCACUCAAUGGUGGACUGAGUCUCUCAUGAAGUGGUACCAGAAUGUCCAAGUUGAUGGUAUCUGGAUCGAUAUGUCCGAGGUCAGCUCCUUCUGUGUUGGCAGUUGUGGAUCAGGUUCUCUGCACUUGAACCCUGUCCACCCUCCUUUCGCUCUUCCCGGCGAGCCUGGGUCGGUUGAUUAUGGCUACCCCGAGGGUUUCAAUGUCACCAACUCUACCGAGGCUGCUGCCGCUUCCUCAGCUUCAGCUGCUCAGGCAUCCUCCAACUCCGCUACACAAGUCUCCUCGAGCACCUCGACCGUAGCUUACCUCAGAACUACACCCAGUGCUGGCCUUCGUAAUGUCGACCACCCUCCCUAUGUCAUCAACAACCAGCUCGGCGACUUGGGUGUUCAUGCAGUUGCGCCCAAUGCCACUCAUUCCACCGGUGUCGAGGAGUACGACGUGCACAACCUCUUCACUUUCGCUGGAGCUGGUCAAUUCGCAGGACACUGGGGUGGGGAUAACUAUGCCACAUGGGAGUCUAUGUACUUCAGUAUCCCUCAGGCCCUCGAUUUCUCUCUUUUCGGUAUGCCAAUGUUCGGUGCCGAUACUUGCGGCUUCUCUGGAAACUCUGACGAGGAACUUUGCAACCGCUGGAUGCAGAUGAGUGCCUUCUUCUCUUUCUACCGCAAUCACAACACUCUUGGCGACAACUCUCAGGAACCCUACAUCUGGGGAUCGGUCAUCGACGCCAGUAAGAAGGCAAUGCAGAUCAGAUACUCACUGCUGCCCUACAUCUACACCCUGUUCCACUCCGCACACACCACUGGUAGCACCUUCUUGCGCGCUAUGGCUUGGGAGUUCCCCAACGACCCUAGCCUUGCCAGCGCCGAUCGUCAGUUCAUGCUCGGACCCAGCUUGCUUAUUACGCCUGUUCUCCUGCCUGGCGUCACUACUGUAAAUGGUGUCUUCCCUGGUAGCAAAGACGGUGUUGUCUGGUAUGACUGGUACAACCAGACUGCUGUGCCUGCCACUCCUGACGCAAACGUCACCAUGGAUGCACCUCUUGGUCACAUCAACGUCCACAUUCGCGGCGGCAGCGUUUUGCCGCAGCAAGAAGCCGGUCUAACCACUACUGCAUCCAGAAACACUCCUUGGAGUGUCAUUGCUGCUCUUUCAGCUGAGGGCACUGCUACUGGCAGCUUGUACAUUGAUGAUGGCGAGAACGUCAUCCAGAACUCGACUUUGUACGUCGACUUUACUGCCGAGAACCAGCGUCUGUACGCCUCUGCUCGUGGUCUUUGGCAGGAGAAGAACGCUCUUGCCAACAUCACUGUUCUUGGUGUCCAGGACGCACCCAAGAACGUGUCGCUCAACGGCAUGGCUUUGAUGUCUGGUGUCAACUACAACGCCACGAGCAAGGUUCUCAAGGUUACUGGUCUACAGAACGCCACUUCUUCUGGUGCCUGGGCCAAGGACUGGGUCCUUGAGUGGUAA
Messenger RNA from Aureobasidium uvarum, 2991 nucleotides. NCBI's taxonomy places the organism in Eukaryota, Fungi, Ascomycota, Dothideomycetes, Dothideales, Saccotheciaceae. The record is from the annotation of a GenBank genome assembly.